AUGGAAGAAGAUCAAAGUAUAUAAAUAUUUUAAUCAUCAUUAGACUUAGUCUCGUUAUCAUUGCUCAAUGAUGAGUAGGAUUAGAAAUUGCUAGAAAAAAUUUCUAACAAGAGUAAAAAAAUUUUCAAAAUUGUCUUUCCAAAUAAGUAUUUAUUAUUAUUAGUAUUCUUUUAGUAAAUAAUUAAUAAAAUACAAAAUCUAUAAUAGGAAGGAAAAAAGUUUAGAGGAAUUAAGUAAAAAAUUUGUUCGAUGUCUUAUUGAUUAUGAUGAGAAAAUUAUUUGUUUGGAUUAAAUUACAGAAGAAUUGGGUAUUAUAUUUUAUAAACAUAGGUGUUGAAAGAAGAAGAAUAUAUGAUAUAAUAAAUAUAUUAGAAAGCUUAUAAGUAGUGAAAAGAAAAUGUAAAAAUAAAUAUAGUUGGAGUGGAUUCAAAACUAUUUAUUAAACAAUUGAAUAAGUAUUAUAAUAUAUAUUAAUUUUAGUAUGCAAACAAAUAAGCUAAUUUUGAUAUGAUAUCACAUAAGAGAGAAAAAUCAUUGGAAGUACUCUCAGCUGGAUUUAUUAAGCUAUUUAUGCAACAAAAAUCUAUUUGGACUUUGGAAGAAGCUGCUAAAUAUUUAGGAAAUGAAGUUGAUUAAAAUAAACUUAAAACAAAAGUAAGAAGGUUAUAUGAUAUUGCAAAUGUCUUAAAAUCUAUUGGUUUAAUUAAGAAAACGCAUUUGGUAUCCUCAAAAAAACCUGCAUUUUAAUGGGUUGGUAAGGAAGGUUUAAAGUAAUUUUAACAUAAUUUAAAAUAACAAGAAUAAAAAAAUAAAGCUCAAGAAACAAAAGAAAAUGUAAUCAUUCAACCUACUCCUUAAAAUUAAAAUGUUAAUAAACCUGAUAGUUUUAAUACAUACAAUUCAUAUUUUGGUAAAUGUAUAGAUUUGCUUAUCUAAUAAUAAUUAAAUGAUAGAAAAUAAUAGACAGAAUAAAAAAUUAAAGAACAAAAUUAGAAUCAAGUCACAGUUAUUACUCCAAAAUUAAGAAAAACAUACACAAUUAUUGUAAUUUAAUAAAAUUUAUAUAUUAGCCUCCUAGAGUAACAACCCCAAAAAAGGCUUUGUCAAUAACCCCCAAAAAAAAUUAAUCUAAUAGUCAUACUCCUAAUAAUAAUAAAACUGUAGUUGGUUCUCUUAUUGGAAAGUUUAAUUAAAACAUAUGA
This is a messenger RNA of Paramecium sonneborni, 1202 nucleotides long. The record is from the annotation of a GenBank genome assembly. NCBI's taxonomy places the organism in Eukaryota, Ciliophora, Oligohymenophorea, Peniculida, Parameciidae.